AUGAUACUGGCUCUCAGAAUGGUGCCCCUUGCAUUUCCCAGGAUCCUGCUUUUGUCCGACUCCGUAUCGGUCAUCACCGCCCUAGCCAGCCCCUCCAGCGAGUGGCUCGAGCUCCUGCAGGCCCUGAGUCCUAGCCACAUCACGGAAGUGGUCCUGACAUGGAUUCCUGGUCACUGUGGCCUAUCUCCCAACGAGUUGGCGGACAGCCUUGCAAAAAUUUCCCUCUCUGGCCCAAUCAUUGACGUCCUUCCGCCCCUGCCCUCUAUCACGCCGGCCAGGUAUGGAAGGCUGCUGGAGCUGACCGCUCUCCGCUCACUGCAAGCCCGGUACGCCCACCUUUCCCACGCUUGGCAGGCUGGCCGCUGCGUCUCCCGUCAUGUUGAAGUUUUGCUGACUCGACUGCGCUGUCUAGCCCUUCCACUGAACUUUUAUCUGCACCGCGCGGGUGUCAGCCGCUCUCCUGCGUGCGUCCACUGCGGUCAAGAGGAAACUGUGGAGCACUUUCUCCUGCACUGCCCCCUCUACGACCGCUCCCGCCUUAGCUACCUUGCCCAGCCGCUGGCUAGACAAGGGGUUCCCUUCUCCCUGGACGCCAUCCUGUCAUUUGGAGCCUCCCACACCGAGAAAUGGCGGUUUGAAAUAGCGUCGAGAGCCGCCGCCUUUCUUACCAUCUGCGGCCGCUUCUGA
Ornithodoros turicata is the source of this 687-nucleotide messenger RNA. RefSeq lists its product as uncharacterized. The transcript has a single exon. The record is from RefSeq and is a predicted model, not a curated record. Gene Ontology annotation, molecular function: RNA-DNA hybrid ribonuclease activity; nucleic acid binding. Lineage: Eukaryota; Metazoa; Arthropoda; Arachnida; Ixodida; Argasidae. The coding region runs from base 1 to 687 and encodes 228 amino acids.